Molecule: messenger RNA, 1016 nt
Organism: Drosophila obscura
Lineage: Eukaryota; Metazoa; Arthropoda; Insecta; Diptera; Drosophilidae
Gene: Arfrp1
Product: ADP-ribosylation factor-related protein 1
Exons: 3
Coding region: 197-799 (200 amino acids)
Biological process (GO): intracellular protein transport; protein localization to organelle; Golgi to plasma membrane protein transport
Cellular component (GO): Golgi apparatus
Molecular function (GO): GTP binding; GTPase activity
Source: RefSeq, a predicted model, not a curated record
UAGCAAUGCAACAAACAACAAAAGCAUGUGUAGAAGCUUAGGGUUGCCGCCGUACUUUUUAGAUGCCCAACAAUGUAAUCGAUACUAUCGAAUAGGCCAAUAGCUACGAACAAGAGGUGCGACAGAGGCAGGCAGCUGUGACGACAGAGACAACAAAAUCAAAGUUAACAACAAUAAAUAAAUAGAACAAUAUAAAAUGUACACACUACUACACGGCUUCUACAAAUACUUUACACAAAAGGAUGAGUACUGUGUGGUGAUCCUAGGCCUGGACAAUGCUGGCAAAACGACGUACCUGGAGGCGGCCAAGACCAAGUUCACAAAGAACUACAAGGGUCUAAAUCCAACGAAAAUCACAACGACAGUUGGCCUUAACAUUGGCACCAUCGAUGUGCAGGGUGUGCGACUGAACUUCUGGGACCUGGGCGGCCAGCAAGAGCUGCAAUCGCUGUGGGACAAAUACUAUCAAGAGUCUCACGGCGUCAUCUAUGUGAUAGACUCGAACGAUCGGGAACGCAUGGACGAGUCAAAGAUCAUUUUCGAUAAAAUGAUCAAGAAUGAGCUGCUCUCGGGUGUGCCACUGCUUAUACUGGCCAACAAACAGGAUCUGCCCGAUGUGAUGGGCGUGCGUGAGAUAAAGCCAGUCUUCCAGCAGGCAGGUGCCCUAAUCGGUCGCCGUGACUGCCUCACCAUACCCGUCUCAGCGUUAACCGGUGAGGGUGUGGACGAGGGCAUCAAAUGGCUAGUGGAGGCCAUCAAGCGGCAUGCCUUAGUACGGCCGCCGCGAGAGAACGAUUGAACGAUGCAACGAAAACAACGCCGGCUGCAAUAGUAAUAGCCGGUCAGCAGCAGCCUUAUAUACUAGUAGCUUUAACGUUUGUAUAUUCUAAUAUUUAAGGCCUAAGGUACACAUUUUUUAGUUAUAGAAAGCAGAAAGAGAGUGGAGUGCAGUGCAGUGUGUGUGGGUUCCACUGCGCUCUAGAUAAUGUUGUUAUAAAUGCCCCGAAAAACCCCAA